UGGGGAAUUUACCAGUGCUGUAUUGUUUUCAGCGUGAAAUGCAGUUCCUAAUCUGUUUUAAAAAAUACAUUUACAGUGGGAGAACUUGAGCUCAUUAGCACAACUAAUUUUACAAGAGACAGGUUUAACAAGGCAAUGCAUGUGUUUUCGUGAGUGUGUGUAUGGUGGUUACUUUGGGCUUGUUAUCCUCCUCCAACAUGUCAGCUUUGGCUUAAAGAGUCCUAUUCCUUGCAUCCUGAUUCUUGCAGUUUAAACAAAGAAGAAUGAACAUGGAUUUUUCUCAACUGCACACAUAUACACCGCCACAGUGUGCUCCAGAGAACACCGGCUAUACCUACUCUCUCAGUUCUGAAAGCACAAUGUCUAUUUUUAUCACCCAUGUGGGCCGUGGGUGCCGCCUGGGAGAGUGAACGGAACAGAGAUCAAUUUGGAAACCGAUAACCACUGAAAAGACUCUAGCUACUCAACAGCAGCGUUAGAUUUUGAGAAGGAGCACCAGAUUGCCGCCGUAUACGAGUCGCCCAGGAUGUCACGGCGGAGCCUGCGUCUGCAGACUGGUGCCGGUCACUAUGACAAUGAAAGCCUGUCCGAAUACUCCCAUAACCACAGCGACAGCAACAGCUAUACCAGCACCAAGAAAGAGACACGGGCGCUGCGAGGCAAAAAGCAACAGUCCAGUUCCAGCUCCCGGUCUCUCUCCUUAAGCCAAGCUGCUACACCGAGGAAAACCCUCUCCUUCUCAGCCGCUAAUACCCCAAUUAACAGCAACAGCAGCGUCAUUCAUGAAAGCCACACAGCGUCUGACGGAUCGCUACUCGCCUCCAUCCUGGAUCAGUCCAGCCUGAGACAACGCACCCACACCACAACCACAACCACCACUUUUGUGGAUGGGCACCUGGGGAGGAAUGACCACAGUUCAUCAAGUGUGAACGGUGACGCCAGCGCAUCAAAGUCCCACACCGCAGUCGCCAAUGGUUACAUCUGCAAAGACUGCUCGUUUCACUCUCAGACGGAGUCCCCUAUCACAUGUUCAUCUUCAUCAUUAUCAUCAUCAUCUCAGGCUGCAGAAGCUUCCUCGGACGCCCUCUUUUCCUCUUCCUCGGACGCCCACUUUUCCUCUUCCUCGUCACCCUUCACAAGCAUAUACUCCAGAGACAGGACUCGAAGGAACAAGACAGGUGUCCUGGUGUCUAUGUCUCACACGUGUAUGCGCUACAGCAAGCGAGCCCUGGCUCCCAUAGUGUCCUUAGUCACCCUGCUCUUCAACAAUGUGCUCUGGCUCGGUUCAAGGGCAAAGAGCCCGCCAGGAAAAGGUGUCCUUGUGUCGUGUUCGGACUCAAUGAAACAAGCGGUGUCCUCCAGUUUUUCCCAACUGUGGCUGUUUAAGCAGAACACUCUUCACAGGAUGAUGGGCCACAGGGCUAAUGGCUAUGAAGGACAAGCUCACUCAAGUUUCUGUGGAAGCAUGAAUGUGAAGGACCUGGUGACUGAGGAGGCCUCACAUCUUAAACUCAAUGGUUCCCUGUGCGAUGACUGUAAAGGGAAGCAGCAUUCAGAGACACACACCGUCCUCCUCACACAGUCCUCCAGGCCUCGACGCCUGGUGGGGGCGCUGUGGAGCGUCCUAGCUUAUGCAGGUCACUGUCUCCUGCAGCCAGGCUACUGUGUGGCGGGAGCCGGCAAAGCGUUGGGGUCAGGGGUCGGGACAGUGGUUCGGACAGUGGUGCAGAGGCUGCUCUCCGUCUUCUGGAUGCUCCUGGCUGCUCCAGUGAAGGCAGGCCGAGGACUCUUGUGUUUUCUUGCAACAGGAUGGUACCAGCUGGUGUCUCUUGUGUCUCUUCUCAAUGUCUUCUUUCUGACACGAUGCCUUCCCAAACUCUGGAGGCUCCUGCUAUUCCUUUUGCCCCUUUUGCUCCUCCUUGCGUUUUGGUUUUGGGGUCCGUCCGCUGCUGCCAUACUUGCCUACCUCCCAGCCAUAAACCUAACAGAGUGGCGUCCGGCGUCUCCCAUCACCCUCCUGUCCAACUUGGUGCCAGCUGUUGCUCCGGCCCCUGCCUCUGUCCCCGUCCUUCCAGCAGAGACUCUAGUGGAGCAGACCCCAGCCACCCCGGUCUCACCGGCACCGCCACUCCUCCCCCCUGUGGCAGUCUCUAGUAUUGACUUGGAGCGCCUGGAACGUGUGGAGGGCAAAUUAACCCUGCUGUGGGAUCGAGUCCAGCAGGGUGAACAUAAGCAGGAUCAGAGUCACAGGGACGUGUUGGCUCUCUACAGCUCCCUGAAAGAGCAUUUCCACACAGAGACAGACAGAGAGACCCUGGGACUGUGGGUGUCCUCCCUGCUGGAGAACAGACUGGGCGUGUUGCGGGGGGAGCUGGAGCAGGAGAGUACACACAGAGCCCAGAGUGCUGAGCAGCAGCAGAAGCACCAAGAGGGUCAGGCAACACGGCUGGCUGAUUUAGAGUUGUGGCUCAAUGCUCUGACUGCCAAGACUGAGGAGGUGCAACAGAGGCAGCAGCAGUAUGAGCACGAGAAGCAGGAAAAGGAGGAGGAGGUUGUCCCUUCAGCAGCAGACACGGUUCCUGUCAGUGUGGGCGUGAAGCAGGAGGAACAUGAUGCUCUGCUAGCGGAGGUGAAGAGACUUGAGCUGGAGCUGGGCAAAAUCAGACAGGAUCUGCUGGGCGUUGUGGGAUGCAAGGGCAAGUGUGAGCAGCUGGAAACACUGCAAGAGACGAUAUCAGCCCAGGUGUCCUCCCAGGUAUCCUCCCAAGUAUCCUCCCAGGUGCGUAAGGAGCUGCAGGCUCUGUUCUUCGGCAGUGGUGGGUCAGGAGCGGAGCAGGGAGAGGUGCCUGAGUCUCUGAUCCUCUGGUUGUCUCAGCGCUACGUCAGCACACCCGACCUGCAGGCCUCCCUCUCCUCACUGGAGCACAGCAUCCUGAAAGACGUGUCCCUGCAGCUGGAACUUAGCCAGGCUCAAACCCUGGGAGAGGCUGAGUCCCAAGCCAAGACCAUCGUUCAGACCGUGAGCGGGAGCGUCCAGCACACUGCUGCUGCUGAGGGACUGACGAAAGAGCAAGUGGCGCUGAUUGUCCAAAACGCUUUGAGGCUCUACUCCCAGGACCGAACAGGCCAGGUGGACUAUGCCCUGGAGUCUGGAGGUGGCAGCAUCCUCAGCACUCGCUGCUCUGAGACGUAUGAGACCAAGACGGCCCUCAUGAGUCUGUUCGGCCUGCCUCUCUGGUACUUCUCCCAGUCUCCACGGGUCGUCAUCCAGCCCGAUGUGUACCCCGGUAACUGCUGGGCGUUCAAAGGCUCUCAGGGUUAUCUGGUGAUUCGGCUGUCCCUCAGGAUCCUGCCCACAUCCUUCUGUGUGGAGCACAUCCCUAAGGCCCUGUCUCCGACCGGAAACAUCACCAGCGCGCCACGCAACUUCACUGUCUUUGGUCUUGAUGAUGAGUACCAGGAAGAAGGGAAGCUGCUGGGGCAAUACGUGUAUGAGGAAGAUGGAGAGUCACUGCAAACCUUUCCUGUUAUGGAGCAGAAUGACGGGUCCUUUCAGAUCAUAGAGGUGCGCGUGCUGUCUAACUGGGGUCACCCAGAAUACACCUGCAUGUACCGCUUCAGAGUACAUGGAGAACCUCGGCCUCAGUGAACCAGCCACUACCAUCCACACUCAUAAAUGACAUAUCACAAUAUCUGUACAUAGCUCUCGCCAACUUCUUUUUAAACAACAGGGACGGGACUCGGCAGAACUCUGUGGACGUUUUUAUAUGAAAGACAUGAAGACAAUGAAGUUGUGGAUUGUAAGGAAUGUUUCCUGGCUGAAUCAUGAACAUGUGUUUUACAAUACUAAAGAAUCGCAGGAUAGUCUGUAUGUGGACUGAGUGAUUUCAGAAGAAGAAGAGAACCUCAGAAGAAGCUAAAACUCCCAGUCCUCUUUUUGUCAAAAUGCCUCUUGCGCUGAAUCAGCCCGUUAGGGGCGACCGGCUCCACGGAGUGGACACAUCCAUCCCUCUCUUGGCACCUUCCACUCCUACAGGGAGUUGGACGCUUAGAAUGGGGUUUAUGGAAUUAUAGACACAUCUCCACCAUUUCCUCAUCUGCCGCAUCUCAGUCUGAUUUUGGUUUCUGUACUUAAUCAUCUAUAUUUAACUCUGAUUUCCUGUGACUCUACUAUUUUCCGGAUCAUAGCCACUUUUGCCUGUGAUACUGAACAGGCAUGUCACUCCUUUUGUUGCUGUCAAGUCUCUGAAAUGACUUUACCUGAGCUGUUUGGGCAGCCUUCAAAACUGCACACCACUCACAGUGGAUAUAUAAAGUUCACUACAUUCAAGGCCCCAUGCAUCCACAUAACCUUUUUUCUUUGGGAACUGAACAUGUUGCCUAUGGACAGGCUCUGAAUGUCUCCUCAAGUGAAUGCUUGAUGCAAAUCAUCCUUUAACUUCACUCCAACAGAAGCAAUCAACACUAUAACCACUGACCUGAGCUUUGAGCUGUUUUAGGAGGAUCCUCACUUUGUAAUUUAGACAAGAUAUGUGUAUGGUUAUGGAUGGACUCCAGGAUUAACACUUGCAUGUGACUCUUCCCAAACCAUUCUCCUAACUUGCAAAGUAAAUGCAUCCUGGAUUUACAUGAGGUAUGAAGGCGUUGGGUCCUGUGCCUGGAUCUCAAAAUACUAAUGACAGAUGUCAAAAGCUAACUAAAGACUGUAAUUUAGCUUUAAACAUCUUGCUGUCGAACGCUAAAUGAUUUAAUUACUCCUGUAGACAAGAGUGUGAUUUUUCUUUCCUGAUUCUCUAAAGAGGCGACUGUGUCUCCCUCUAGCUCAGUUUUAAACGUCCUCCUCACAUGGGCUCCUCUAUUCUGAAACCCUGAAGGAAUGUAUUCUGUAUAUUUUAUUGUUGAUAGUCGGUCCUUUAUAAUAUCUGCUUUUAUCAGUGUUGCUUUAUAAAAAAAUCAUCCUUUCAUAAUUAUCAUGUAUUACUACCAUUAUUUCUACUGUUACUCAUCGUGUUGUUUUCCUUUAUUUUGUUUAGUUUUUUGGGGGGGGGUUGGAUGUCGAAGGAUGCACUGCAAUGACUUGUCAGAGAAAUGUUUGUGGCACAGGUCUUCAGAAUUUGUUUUUUUAAUUGAGGGUGUAUGUAUUCAUUAAUUUUGGUUCCAAAUAUGGGGAAGUCUAAAAUGUUAUGUAUAAAAAAAUGUUAUGUUCACAAUAUUAUUUAUUAACAAGUCAAUUAGUGACGGCAAGAUGUGAGUUACUGCGAUGUAUAUUUUGUCAAAAGCUGUUCAGUGCAUUUUGGAAGCAUCUUGGGACUUUUUUUUUUUUUUAAAGAUAAAUGGCUAUUUUUGUUCAGUCAUGAGAUGACUUGACUGCUUUGGAAUAUAUUCCAAUAAAGAUUUUAAUUUUGAAGAA
Molecule: messenger RNA, 5410 nt
Organism: Trematomus bernacchii (emerald rockcod)
Lineage: Eukaryota; Metazoa; Chordata; Actinopteri; Perciformes; Nototheniidae
Gene: sun1
Product: Sad1 and UNC84 domain containing 1
Exons: 23
Coding region: 527-3649 (1040 amino acids)
Biological process (GO): nuclear envelope organization
Cellular component (GO): meiotic nuclear membrane microtubule tethering complex; nuclear envelope
Molecular function (GO): protein-membrane adaptor activity
Source: RefSeq, a predicted model, not a curated record